Linderina pennispora is the source of this 1539-nucleotide messenger RNA. RefSeq names its product V-type ATPase. Gene Ontology annotation, biological process: proton transmembrane transport; ATP metabolic process. Gene Ontology annotation, cellular component: proton-transporting V-type ATPase, V1 domain. Bases 1 to 1539 code for a protein of 512 amino acids. The record is from RefSeq and is a predicted model, not a curated record. Gene Ontology annotation, molecular function: proton-transporting ATPase activity, rotational mechanism; ATP binding. The transcript is spliced from 3 exons. Lineage: Eukaryota; Fungi; Kickxellomycota; Kickxellomycetes; Kickxellales; Kickxellaceae.
AUGUCUGCCUCUGAGCUUUUCGAAGUCAACGCUGCGGCGGCUAUCAACGCAUCGUCCAUCGUGCAGGACUACCGGGUGAAGCCGACUAUUGAUUACCGCACGGUGGCGGGAGUGAACGGGCCGCUGGUGAUUCUCGAUAACGUCAAGCAGCCCAAGUUUUCGGAGAUCGUGACUCUGACGCUGCCUGAUGGGUUCCUGGAGGUGCAGGGCAGCCGCGCGGUGGUGCAGGUGUUUGAGGGGACGACGGGAGUGGACACCAAGUCGACGCACGUGGAGUUCACCGGCGACACGCUGAAGAUGCCGGUGUCGGAGGACAUGCUGGGGCGGAUCUUCAACGGGUCGGGCAAGCCCAUCGACAACGGCCCGAAGGUGUUUGCGGAGGACUACCUGGACAUCAACGGCAUGCCAAUCAACCCGUACUCGCGCAUCUACCCCGAGGAGAUGAUCCAGACCGGCGUGUCGGCCAUUGACACGAUGAACUCGAUUGCGCGCGGGCAGAAGAUUCCGAUUUUCUCGGCAGCCGGGCUGCCGCACAACGAGAUUGCAGCGCAGAUUGUGCGCCAGGCGGGGCUUGUCAAGCCCGAGGUGACCAAGGACGUGCACGACACGCACGAGGAGAACUUUGCGGUGGUGUUUGCGGCGAUGGGCGUCAACAUGGAGACUGCGCGGUUCUUCAAGCAGGACUUUGAGGAGAACGGCUCGCUGGAGCGCGUCACGCUGUUCCUCAACCUGGCCAACGACCCGACCAUCGAGCGCAUCAUCACGCCGCGCCUGGCCCUGACCACGGCCGAGUACUACGCGUACCAGCUGGAGAAGCACGUGCUGGUGAUCCUGACCGACAUGAGCUCGUACGCCGACGCCCUGCGCGAGGUGUCGGCGGCACGCGAGGAGGUGCCUGGGCGCCGCGGCUACCCCGGCUACAUGUACACCGAUCUGUCGACCAUCUACGAGCGUGCGGGCCGAGUCGAGGGCCGCAACGGCUCGAUCACCCAGAUCCCCAUCCUGACCAUGCCCAACGACGACAUCACGCACCCGAUCCCCGACCUGACCGGGUAUAUCACCGAGGGCCAGAUCUACGUCGACCGGCAGCUGUACAACCGGCAGAUCUACCCGCCGAUCAACGUGCUGCCGUCGCUGUCGCGUCUGAUGAAGUCGGCGAUCGGCGAGGGCCUGACGCGCAAGGACCACGGCGACGUGUCGAACCAGCUGUACGCCAAGUACGCCAUUGGGCGGGAUGCCGCGGCAAUGAAGGCCGUGGUGGGCGAGGAGGCGCUGUCGCAGGAGGACAAGCUGUCGCUGGAGUUCCUGGACAAGUUUGAGCGCUCCUUUAUCUCGCAGGGCCCGUACGAGAACCGGACCAUCUUUGACUCGCUGGACCUGGCGUGGUCGCUGCUGCGCAUCUUCCCCAAGGAGAUGCUCAACCGGAUCCCGCAGAAGGUCAUCCAGGAGUACUACACCCGGAACGCUGCCCGCGAUGCGGCGGCGGCGGCAGUCGAUGACCAGGAGUCGGAUGUCGAGGACGAGUCCGAUGAGGAGUAA